Messenger RNA from Daphnia pulicaria, 9295 nucleotides. RefSeq names its product hormone receptor 4-like. Gene Ontology annotation, molecular function: metal ion binding. The coding region runs from base 1522 to 4761 and encodes 1079 amino acids. The record is from RefSeq and is a predicted model, not a curated record. The transcript has 11 exons. NCBI's taxonomy places the organism in Eukaryota, Metazoa, Arthropoda, Branchiopoda, Diplostraca, Daphniidae.
UCUUUCUCUGCUGGGCUGUGUGUAGAUGUCGGUGGAGAAGGGACUUUAGUCGUGCCGGGACUGAGCCGCCGUCCAGUCCUCUCUCUCCCCCUUUCUUCUUUUUUAGUGAAAACAGCUUUGUGGCCGCGCCCGUUCGCUCUCUUGUGUGUUUUGUUGUGUGUGUGUUGUGUGUUUCUUGUCACUCACGAAAACGAAAGAAAGGAAAAAUUACGGGAAAAACAAACAUCCAUCGAGCGAUAAACCGAAAAGUUUUGUUUGGCGAAAUUUUUCAUUUUUGAUCGAAACCACAACAUAACGCGCCGCCACCGCCGCCGCCGCUCUGCUGCCGCUUCUUCUGCGCCAGUUUGUUGUUUUUCUUUUUCAUUUUUUCGCCCAGUUGAUUUCCGAUUUAGCCGUCGCCGCUGCAAAGAGAAGUUUAAGAGAGAUAACACACACACAUAGAAUCGCGCUGCUUUUGUUGUACGAUUUUUAUUUGAUCGUCAAACCGCAAGCGACCACCGCAUUUUCUCACUUUUCCUCUUUGGCUCUGAUUUCGGUGUGUCUGUGUGUGUGUCUUUGUGUGCGCGCCUGUGUGUGAGUGUGUUCCAGCAGCCCAACACACACUGGAGAAAAGAAGGGACGCACAUUCUUUAGAGUUUUUUGGUUUUGUUGAAAAUUGGCUCCGCUCCGCUGCUGCUGCCGCCGCCGCUAGAAAUUCCCUGUUAUCUUCUGAUUCAGAUCAUCACACACACACUUGGGGACGACGACGACAACAACAACAACAUCCACAGGUUCUCACUUGAAAAAAAAAUCGACGCGGAUUGUCAUCGAAAUUCUCUCUCUCUCUCGCUCGUCGCUUUUUCUCUGUGCGGCUCAAAGAAACUCAACACGUCGCCGGAUCGUGAUUACAUAUGCGUCUCGCUCCUUCUGAUACAUCAAGACAACAACUCUCAACUCUCUCGUGUGUCUUCUGUGGUUCUUCUUCUUCUUCUCCCACCAUCGAUCCAUCACGCACGCCAACCGAGGGAGAGAAACGAAAUAUAAAUUGAGUUUUUUUUUCUUAUUCCCCCCCUCGUCGAAAUCAUCGAAACCCAAAAAGGAAAAACUUAAACUCGCGAGCUCUUUUUUCUUGGUGCAGACAGGACAUCAAAAAAGGAGGAUUGUGUCGACAGCCCCCCGUUCUUUGUGUGACGUCAUCCCGCUUCCUUGAAAAGAAACCGAUCCUUUUGUUUGUGUGUCUAUGUGUGUGAUUGUGCCGUGCUUUUAAUCGAUCGCGUAGACGACAACAAAAAUUAAAGAGCGGCGAUCUUUUUCAUUGAUCAUUCAUUCAAAAAAGAUCGACCGGUUCUAAAAACACUCGAACUUGGUAGGGAAAAAGACACACGAAAAUAAUCAAAAGUCGACUAGAAAAGUGGAGUCGACUAGUGGCCGUGUGUGUUGGUGUUGAAUCAUCAUCAACAGAAAACAGCCCGAGACCAAUCAUCAUCAGCUGCUGCUGCUAGCGCCCAGUGCUGGCCCUCCUAGAGUAACCGUCUGAAUAGUAUGGCUGUGGUGAACGUCAACAAUCUAAAUAACAUGAUCAAUGCCAAAGACUCGCGCUGGCUCCAGCUGGAGGUCUGCCGCGAGUUCCAGCGCUCCAAGUGCUCCCGCUCCGACUCGGAAUGCAAAUUCGCCCACCCGCCAGCCAACGUCGAGGUGCAGAAUGGACGCGUCAUCGCCUGUUACGACAGUAUCAAGGGCCGAUGCAAUCGUGAGAAGCCGCCGUGCAAAUACUUUCACCCACCGCAGCACCUCAAGGACCAGCUGUUGAUCAACGGGCGCAAUCACCUUGCCCUCAAGAACGCGCUGAUGCUUCAAAUGGGCAUGGCGCCGGCUGGCCAGUCCGUCUUACCAGGACAGAUACCCACUAUCGACUACGAGUUUCGGCCGGUGAGAUGUCUACCGUCUUCCGUUCACGAUUGGUGUGAAAUGUCUGCAUCUCCGUACCUGGGAAUGCCACAGUUGAGUUCGCCCUACAGUCACUACACGAUGAGCGCCAGUCCCAUGCUGCAGGUGGUCUCGCCGGCCGAGGCGGCCGUCAACUCUCAGCUGGGCGUCGUGGCUGCCGCUCAGGCCGGUGGCGCCGGAGUCGGUGGCUACCACGGGGCGCCGGCCAACAAGCUCCAACGCUCCGACCGCAUCGAGAUGGAAACGUGUCAGAACAACAACGCGGCGACGUCUGGACUUCAACAGCAACAGCAAUUACUGCUCCUGCCCGUGAACUUGGUGAUGGAUGACAACUGUUCCGCCGCUGCCGCCGCCGCCGCAACGACCGCCGCCGCUGCUGCUGCUGCUGCCACCAGCCUGCGCAUGGCCAAGAGACAACGGGACCCGGUCGAUGAAGACCAUUUGCCUAUGAACGAACUCAACAACCAGCUGCCCAGCAGCAACACAACGUUCUAUUUUCCGGCUUACCCUGGGAUGAUGCAACAAUACAAGCGCUCUGCCGGCGACAAGAAUUCGGCGGCGCAGAACAUGGCGGCCGUGUACCAGCAGCACCAGCAGAGCGCGGCCAACGCGUCGCACCAGGCGGCCAUGACGGCCGCGGCCUACCAAGCCCAGGCCUUGAUGCAGUUGCAGCAGCAGCCUUACGGCGUUCCCGUCUCAUGUGAGUACAACACUCUGGUCUCCUCCUCCUCCACUUCCACUUCCACCACCUCUGCCACUUGCUCCUCCUCCUCCUCGUCCACAACUAGCAAUCCUCCAGCUGUCACAAUCAACAAUCUAGCAGCUACUACUACUACUACCACUACUACUGCUGCUCCUCCUCAUGCUCCUGCUGCUCCUGGUUUGGUAGCCACGGCGGCGGCAAACGUCACCACUUCUUCUUCUUCUUCUUCUAUUCCUUCUUCCAUUCCUUUAUCCUCCUCUUCCUCCUCCUCGACUGGAGGUCUCCUAAUCGCAGCCAAUCCUUGUCCUUCUUCUUCUUCUUCUUCUUUGACAACCAACACGACCACGACCAAUAGCUCCUCUUUACACAACCCAAUCGCUUCCAGUGCUUCUUCUUCUUCUUCUUCUUCUGGUUUCAAUUCGAUAUUGCCCGCAUUGUCGACGGCCGCUGGCCCUCUGGCCCUUGGUGGUGGUGGCGCCGUCAAAGUCUCGUCUGCUGCUGGUGGUGGUGGUGGCCUUCUCCAGCCUCCCACCGGCUUGAGUUUAGCUCUGACCAACGGUAAUGCGGCCGCCUACGAGGCGGCCACUCUGGCCGCUCUGACCAACUUCUCCAACGCCAAACGGGCGACGGAAGAGUCUGAGCGGGCGGCCGCCGAAAUGGAAGCCCUGGCGGCCGCCGCUGCCGCCGAGGAGGAGGACGACUCCUCUUCCGCCUUGUGCAUGAACAACAACAACAACAUCAACAGCAUUAGCGGCUGCAUUAAUAGUAGUAGUACUGUUGUUGGUACGAGCACGAUUAGUCACGGUAGUACUCUUAGUAGCCAACUCGGCGGCCAUUUUCCCAUGGCGGCAUCUUCAUCCGCCUCCUCCAUUUCUUCUUCCGCCGCCCCCACGGGCGCCUCGAUCGUCUCCCUGAUGAGUUCAGUCGGCGCCGGCAUCAAACGGCCGCGCUCGCCCAAUUCCAGCCAACAACAACAACAGCAGCCGCACCAAAUGUCGAAUCAUUUGGCGUCGCAAUUCUCUUCCAACUCGCCCAGUAGCCUCCUCUCCUUCCCGCCUUCUUCCUCGUCCAUCUCCUCCACUUCCGCCUCGGCGUCGUCGGCCUCCUCGUCGGUGGCGACGGCAGCUGCGGUCGCCGCCGCGGCUGCAGCGGCCGCUUUGCACUACCCGGCCCUGCAGCAGCCGCAAACGGCUCUGGCCUACACUGGCGUCUCGUUGAAUAAGCAGCAACAACAGCUGGCACAGCAACAGCAACAACAACAACAGCACCAACAACAACAACAUCACCAUCAGCUGGCCGCCGUGAGUGCAGCCUCGAUGGCUCCCGGCUCGGCCUCGUUCCCCCAUCAGAUCCAGACGAGUUUGGCCCAGGCCAUGCAACAGCAGUACCAGCAAUAUCUCAAUCCCUAUUACAGUCUGGCCCAGGCUCAGGUCCAGCAACAGGUCCAGGUCACUCCGGCGGCUUUCGCCAAUCCCAGUUACGGCGUCAAUCCGUUCGCCGCCGCCGCCGCCGCCGGAAGCGCCAAUCAUUUGCUAAAUAGCGGUCAUGCCGCCCUCGGGCUGGCCUUGUCCCACCACGGACUAGCGGGCCAACACGGGCACCAUCAAGGCUUGAACGCUGGCCAAUCGCCUCAGGCUCAAGCCGUGGCCGCCGCCGCUGCCCAGCAGAUUCAGGCCCAGCAACAGUUGGCCGCCCUCCAGCAGUUGAUGCAGCAGAAUCCCGGUCUGAUGGCCGCCGCGGCCGCUGCCGGCUAUCACCCGGGUGCCCAUCACCCACUGUCCGGCUCGGGCUCCGUUAACGCCUCCAACUCCUCCCAUCAGGCCGCCGCCGCUCAGGCUGCAGCGGGCAGCGCUCUCGUAUCAACUAACGUUCUCAGUGUCAACUACACUGACGAACAAGGCCAAUUACUGGACACCCUCCCGGUCUGCCGCGAUUUUAAGUACGGCGAAUGCAAACGCGCUGCCUGCAAGUACAUCCACCUUCUCGACGAUCACGUGGAGAUUACAGACAUGCGCGUUACCGUGUGCCGAGAUGCCGUGUCUGGCAAAUGCCUCCGGAAUUCAUGCAAAUUCUAUCACCUUCCUAUCGUGUUGCCUCAUCCGGCCACCCUCGCCUCGUCUCUGGCUCGGUGAAUCAGUUGCCACAUACACAAACACUCACACAAAAACACACACAGACGAUGAUGCUCCCCCCUUCAUCAACAUUUAACAAGACAAGACAAAUAAUUCUACAGAAAAAGCAAAAAAAGCAAAAAAAAAAAAAAAUACCAACACAUGAUCUUCGUGCUCUUCUCUUCCAUCAUCUCCAUCAAGUCGCCGACACGUUUUCUCGUACUCCCGGAACUCCGCGCGUACGGUUCACAUCCUUUUCUCCCCACCUGUUAUAAUCCUCCAGAUGAUUUAUCUCUUUUCUCCAUCCAUCUUUCUUCUCAAGAGACACAAACUUCAAUUUCUUACUUCUUCUCUCCGACAAAAACAAAACAAAAAAGAAUUCUCAACAAAACACGUUUGUUUUCAAAUUGGUCUCGUUGACUCAAGAUCAUCAGUUGUCGUCGUCUCCUCGAUCACGAAUUUGUUUCUAUCGAUUCUCUCGCUCCCCCAUUUCUAGGUUCUUUCUCGAAUUUUUGUUUUUGUUUUUAAUCUUUCCAAUUCUUCGAGUAGCGUGUAUGAACUAUCUUUUCUUUCCCCGUUCGUUCACUUCGUUCACGGACCAAGUCCGCCUUCAAGAAGACUGAAAAAGAUUUAACAAAUUUUUGACCAGAAAUUAAAAAAACAAAUUUUUUUUUUUUUGAAAAAAGAUUCGAGACCAAAAAAAGCUACCAGAUGAAACGACAAAAGUCCCGCUAUCUUUCUGCCUCUCCUACUACUCCAUUUAAAAAAAAAGAAAAAAUUGUCUCACAUCAAAUUAUAGUUUAAGUUUAGAUGCAAAACCCCGGUGAGAGAAGAACACGCACCCUCCCCCCAAAAAAGGAAGAGAGAGUGAGAGAGCGAGCGAAUGUUGUGUUUCUGUGUGUUGUACCGUGUGUUCGUCAGUACCCUUGAAAAGGGGCGAUUUUGUCAUCGGACACAAGAGAACGCUAAAAAAACAAAAAUUGCCAUACCCAUUUGAGAGGAAAGGAAAUUCAACCCAAUGCAAAAUUUUAUUAAUUUUUUCCCUUUAAAAAUUUAGAAGAAACAAAAUAGAAAAAAAACAAAAAAACAAAAGAGUUUUUUUAAAAGAAUAGAAAAACAUCUCCCCCUUGCUGGAAAGAAAGGCUUAGUUGCGGAUGGGAAUGAUGUUGUUGUGGUCUAGUCAAGUCCACGGAUCUAAAGGGUUAAUGUGUUUUGUGUACUGUACGUAGACAUAUCGGAAGGGAAGAAAGAAAGAGAAGAAAUGAUAUUAUCGAGACGGAUUAUAAUGGGCAAGGGUUCUUUUUUUAUUUUUGUCGUUUUGUGUUGGGAGUAGAAGAGAAUCAAACAAAUUAGGUUACCAGACAAAAGCAAUCUCCUUGAAAAAAAAAUGACAUUUUUCUCUUUUCAGUUGAACAGAGGGACAAACGUGCGGGACAAUCGUUAUUUUGAAAAUAAUAAAGAAGCCGAGUCGAGCAGAAAAUCAAGCGUGCCCGUUUCCUUUAAAAAAAAUGUUAUUUUGUUUUUCUUCUUUUGUUUCGUUUUUAUUUUAUUUUUUUGAAGACAAAAUUUAAAAACUUGCGCAGAAAGGCCUUUGAACUCCUCACCAAUCGACCACAUGCUGGUGAACGGAGUCUUGCAAUCACCCUUCCUGAGUUGCACGAUUCAAUAAAAAAAAGACCCCCAAAUGAGAAAAAUUUAAGUCGCUAUAGCUGGGCUUCAGCCGAUUCUGUUCAAGAUUCCCUUUGCUUUUCUAUUUUGCUAGGUUUUUUUUUGUCGUCUAGGGCGGUCCCUCUCCCGCGUUUCAAGCUGAUCGGCCCCGUUAGUUUUUUCUUCAUCGCCAGACACUUGAGACAGCGAAUAUAUUAUUAUUAUCCCUUUGGCUUAAAAUUUUUUUUUUAAAUGCUUCCUUUGGCGACGCGCAUUCAUCAUUGCCCACACAGACACACCAUAUACAUUUAUACUUGCGUACACAGCUUUUGUCUCUAUUUGCAUAUUGAAUAUAUCGCUCCCUUCUUUCGCAUUAGUCCCAUCAUACCAACUAAGAUUGUUUGUUUUAUUUUAAUUUUUUCAAAGAUGGGAAAUUCUCUUUUUGUGUCAAACAAAUGUGGAGCCCCGAAACGAGUUAGUAAACCCAACUCUCGCCGAUGCGUUCUUCAUUUCAUCCAGCAAGUUUUUCAUUCAUUUCCCCGAAAUCGUUGCGACAUCAAUUAGAUAAAUCCUCCUGUUUGUUUCUUUUUUUCCCUCUCUAUUAUUAUACGAAGAUGAAUGCUCCCCCUCAUCUCGUUUUGACAUGUAGUCGUUCGCUGUCUCGUUAACCAAAAUCACGUAGCUUAAACAUAUAACUAGAGUUGAUAUAGCUUCGCUCGCCCGUGAGAGAGAGCAUCAUUUUCAUUAAUGUUCCGAUGUUGUCCGCGCAUCGAACGGUGGCGGGAAUAGAAUUUUUGCAGAUUUUUUUUUUCUCUCUCUAUCUCUCGCUCUCUCUCUCUUUUUUACCAUCCCCGUUUCGCUCUCAUUAUCUUCCCGUUGAUAACGCAAUCGAAAACGAUCGCGAUGCUUUGUGCUUUUCUCUCCUUUUUUAUUUUUUUCUCGGAUUAUUAUCGAUAAUAUUGUGGACAUUGUUUUGCUCUCCCUCUCUCUCUGUCGGAACUCUUUGCUUGACAACAUGGGAAAACAAUUUUGCGGUUGCGAAUGCGGAUUAUUUUUUUAUUUUUAUUUUUUUUUCUCAUGUAGGAAAACACAACCACACACAAGGCGCACUCGCUUCAAUGCCCUCCCUCACACACCUCCCACUUUUUGCUAACGUCCAGUAGAUUUCCAUUGGAACAGGAAACGGAACUUUUUUUUUUUAAAUUUUUAUUUAAUUUUUGUUUGUUCGUUUUUUUUUUCAAACCCCCUUUUUCCGAACGUGCAAAAAAAAACCAACAAACAAUACGAACCCACACUUUAGAAAUUCCUUGAUUUUUUUCUUUCUCUUUCAAAAAGGCCGCCAAAACUACAAUUUUCAAAAAACAAAACAAACAAAACAAAACAUAUAGAACCGUCAGCAUUCCUACUCGACAAAAAUGUUCGUUUCUCUUAGAAAUUUCAAAAUUUUCAGAGGUCGAAAAGUUAAAAGAAAGACAGCUGAUAGUAGUCUCCUUUUUCAAAAUUUUUGCGGAGGACAAGAGUUCAUUCGGACUGAGUUGUGAUACGCUCUUUUUUCGACACAUAUAUAUAAAUAUACAUAUAAUAGAAAGAAAAAAAAAGCAAAACAUGUCGUGGUCGGAAGACGUGUUUUUUUGGGAGUCCCACUGAGAGAAUUUUUCUUAUAGAGUUGAGAAAUAAGCCCAUUUUUGAAAUAUUUUUUUUUUAUUUUGAAUUAUUAUUAUCAUUAUUAUUUUAUUUUUCAAAUCGUGAAGCAACCAUUUAUUAAAUCCUGUAUCGGUUUCCCACAUCAAGAUUUUUUUUUUCAAUUAUUAUUCAUUUAGAACAGACUAUGAAUAUUGAUUGUGUGACUUGUUCUUUAUUUUAUUUUUCUUAAUAUUCUUCCAUUUCGGAGUUUCUCUUUAUUAUAUACUUGACUCGUGUCUUUGUUAUCAUGAAUAUUGUGUAAGCCAAGUUAAAAAGAAGUUGUCAUCUCAUCAACCAUAUGAUUACUGUACCCCCCCCCAUUCGACGAUUUGUUCUUUAUUUUUCCGGUAAGGCCAGUGGCGCGGUGCAGAUUCUAAAAUGUUUUCGAUUUAUCAUUUUUGUUGUUUCGUUUUUUUUUUUUUUUUUCCUCUAUCCCUGUUCCCCCCUUCACUUUUUCCCCCUCUACACCGCUCUAAAAUUAUGAUAUUCUCACACCCUUCUCUUAUAUAUCCAUCUAUGGACGGUGGACAUUAUAUCCGAAAAAAAAAGAGUCUGAUCGAGUAAAAGUUAACUAAGUGUAUGCAAAUUGAUCGAUGAAAAAAAAAGAGGAAAAAAAUACUCGUAAGUGAACAAAGAAAAAAGGGCAAACAAGUUAUUUGUGAAUGUUAACACUUCAUCAUGGUUGUUGUUUUGCUGGGUGUGUUCUUUCCCUCCCCCCCUUUGAUUCAGUGGUGAACCGAAAGACAUUCGGUUCAGAGUUCGUUGAAUUAGUUAUUGAAAAGGAGAGGCAAUUGAGAAAAAAAAAUCAGACAUAUUUGAAGUAAUAAAAAGUAAGGGUAAUGCGUGACUUGUUUCAUCGAACUUAUUUGCAUGUUGAUUUAAAAAACAAACAAAAAAAAAUUAAAAAUAAACAAACAAACAAACAAAAAAAAAAAAUAUAUUUCGUUGUGCUGAGCCUGGAUCGAUGGGGCGAGUCGUUUUUAUAUACGGGGGCCGGUUGAAUGCCAAAAUGUGACAACCAACCAGUCUCAUCAUCGUACAUCAUAUUAUAAUCAUUUGAACUUCCCCCUUCUUCCCUCAUAUUCUCUAUAUCCACCGACAACACACACACAAUGUACUCAUUUAAAUUUCGGCGAACAACAUGAACAAUUCGAAACAUGUUGGUCUUUCAGUAAGUUCAAGUGUAUUGUGGGCAUGUAAAAAGUAAUACAUUAUCAAAAAAUCA